UGAGGAGGGGCGAGAGGAAAAAGCACCUGUAGCGGAUCUGCUUGGUCAUCACUUGUUCGCUUUACAGGAUCACUCGCUCACACAGCUUUCAUCCUGAAGUCUGCUUGAGAUUGUUGGACAAGUUAUUUUUUCCUCUCUUCCUCUUCUUGCACAAUGGUCCAAGUUGAGCGGCGCACCGCGGCUUUCCUGCGCCAACUUGUUCUGGCACUUUGCGUGGCAUCAGCUAUCAUGGGCACAGAAGUAAACUCCAACACCGAUACUACAGAAACAACAACCAUCUCAACCACGACUACUGUAGCUACAACACCUGUCAGUGAUACGACAACUCAGAUUGGCUCACUAAAUACGACAGUAAUGCCAAACACUAUUACAACACACUUUACAACACCAGAUAAUAGUGCUGCUACUACACCCAACAUCACUACGCCCAUAUCAACCACCACCACUGAAGCAUCAAUCAUCAGCACUACGUUAUCAGAUGUCGACACUACAACCAAAAACAUCAACAGUAUGACCUCAGGCUCUACUGCUACAACCUCUAACAUCAACACUACACCCACAUCCACACCUGACAGUACCAACACACCAAUCAUCACUGCUACAACCUCAAACAUCACCACUACACCUGCACCUGACACUGACAGUACCAACACACCAAUCAUCACUGCUACAACCUCAAACAUCACCACUACACCUGCACCUGACACUGACAGUACCUAUACAUCAAUCAUCACUGCUACAACCUCAAACAUCACCACUACACCUGCACCUGACGCUGACAGUACCUAUACAUCAACCAUCACUGCUACAACCUCAAACAUCACCACUACACCUGCACCUGACACUGACAGUACCUAUACAUCAACCAUCACUGCUACAACCUCAAACAUCACCACUACACCCACAGCCACAUCCGAUAGUACUUACACACCAAACAACACUGCUACAACCUCUAACAUCACCACUACAUCCACACACACACUUGACAGUACCUACACACCAAUCAUCACUCCUACAACCUCAAACAUCACUGCUACACCCACACCAGACAUCACUGCUACACCCACAAUAAACAUCACUGCUACACCCACACCAAACAUCACUGCUACAACCUCAAACAUCAGUGCUACACCCACACCAGACAUCACUGCUACACUUACACCAAACAUCACUGCUACAACCUCAAACAUCACUUCUACACCCUCACCAGAUAUCACUGCCACAACCUCAAAUAUCACUGCUACACCUACACCAAACAUCACUGCUACAACCUCAAACAUCACUUCUACACCCUCACCAGACAUCACUGCUAUAACCUCAAACAUCACUGCUACACCCUCACCAGACAUCACUGCUACAACCUCAAAUAUCACUGCUACACCUACACCAAACAUCACUGCUACAACCUCAAACAUCACUGCUACAUCCACACCAGACAUCACUGCUACAACCUCAAACAUCACUACUACACCCACACCAAACAUCACUGCUACAACCUCAAACAUCACUGCUACACCUACACCAAACAUUACUGCCACAACCUCAAACAUCACUGCUACACCUACACCAAACAUUACUGCUACAACCUCAAACGUCACUGCUACACCUUCACCAGACAUCACUGCUACAACCCCAAACAUAACUGCUACACCCACACAAAACCUCACUGCUACACCAACACCAAACAUCACUGCUACAACCUCAAACUUCACUGAUACACCCACACCAAACACCACUGCUACAACCUCAAACAUCACUUCUACAACCUCACCAGACAUAACUGCUACAACCUCAAACAUCACUGCUACACCUACACCAAACAUUACUGCUACAACCUCAAACAUCACUGCUACACCAACACCAAACAUCACUGCUACAACCUCAAACAUUACUGCUACACCCUCACCAGACAUCACUGCUACAACCUCAAACAUUACUGCUACAACCUCAAACAACACUGCUACACCAACACCAAACAUCACUGCUACAACCUCAAACAUCACUGCUACACCCAUACCAGCCAUCACUACUACAACCUCAAACAUCACUGCUACACCCACACCAAACAUAACUGCUACACCCACACCAAACAUCACUGCUACACCAACACCAAACAUCAAUGCUACAACCUCAAACAUCACUGCUACACCCACACCAAACAUCACUGCUACAGAAACACCAAACAUCAAUGCUACAACCUCAAACAUCACUGCUACACCCACACCAAACAUCACUGCUACACCAACACCAAACAUCAAUGCUACAACCUCAAACAUCACUGCUACACCCACACCAAACAUCACUGCUACAGAAACACCAAACAUCAAUGCUACAACCUCAAACAUCACUGCUACACCCACACCAAACAUCACUGCUACACCCACACCAAACAUCACUGCUACACCAACACCAAACAUCAAUGCUACAACCUCAAACAUCACUGCUACACCCACACCAAACAUCACUGCUACAGAAACACCAAACAUCAAUGCUACAACCUCAAACAUCACUGCUACACCCACACCAAACAUCACUGCUACACCAACACCAAACAUCAAUGCUACAACCUCAAACAUCACUGCUACACCCACACCAAACAUCACUGCUACAGAAACACCAAACAUCAAUGCUACAACCUCAAACAUCACUGCUACACCCACACCAAACAUCACUGCUACACCCACACCAAACAUCACUGCUACACCAACACCAAACAUCAAUGCUACAACCUCAAACAUCACUGCUACACCCACACCAAACAUCACUGCUACAGAAACACCAAACAUCAAUGCUACAACCUCAAACAUCACUGCUACACCCACACCAAACAUCACUGCUACACCCACACCAAACAUCACUGCUACACCAACACCAAACAUCAAUGCUACAACCUCAAACAUCACUUCCACACCCUCACCAGGCAUCACUACUACAACCUCAAACAUCACUGCUACUCCUACACCAAACAUUACUCCUCCAACCUCAAACAUCACUGCUACACCUACACCAAACUUCACUCCUACAACCUCAAACAUCACUGCUACACCCUCAAACAUCACUGCCACACCCUCACCAGGCAUCACUACUACAACCUCAAACAUCACUGCUACACCUACACCAAACAUUACUCCUACAACCUCAAACAUCACUGCUACAACUAAACCAAACAUCACUCCUACAACCUCAAACAUCACUGCUACACCUACACCAAACAUUACUCCUACAACCUCAAACAUCACUGCUACACCUACACCAAACAUUACUCCUACAACCUCAAACAUCACUGCUACAACUAAACCAAACAUCACUCCUACAACCUCAAACAUCACUGCUACAACUACACCAAACAUCACUCCUACAACCUCAAACAUCACUGCUACACCCUCAAACAUCACUGCUACACCCUCAGCAAACAUCACUACUACAACCUCAAACAUCACUGCUACACCCACACCAACCAUCACUGCUACACCCUCAAACAUCACUGCUACACCCACACCAACCAUCACUGCUACACCCUCAAACAUCACUGCUACACCCACACCAAACAUCACAACUGGGCCUCCGGUUCCACCUAUUCCAACUACCACACCAGCUACCUGUCCAGCCGUACCCUGUCCACCUCUCACCAUGUGUGUGAACUCCAUCUGUGAGUGCCUGCCUGGAAUGUUCUUGUCACAAGGCCAGUGUCUUGAAGGAAAAGUAUUUCCAGGAGCGCUGCGCUUAACAAAACAAACUUUUACAUCUAAUAUGAGUGAUCCUAACUCUAAGGAAUUUCAAGAGAUGGCCAAUAUGAUCAUUAAUUUGCUAGAGAAGAGCUUAAGUAAUUCAAAUGGCUACGUAAAAUCUAUAGUUCUGAAACUAACUAACGGCAGUGUGGUGGCUACAGUGAACAAUGUGUUUCAGUUGAGCUCUAACGCUACAGUACAGUCUGUAAUACAGUCUGUAACGAAUACCCUUAAGGAUAUCCCCGAUGCUGAAUAUAAAACUACGGAUCUCUGUGAUCAGAAUCCAUGUGACACCAGCACCACAACGUGUAGUAAUAAGCCGGAUGGCACUACUACAUGCAAAUGCAACCCGGGCUACAUAUCGAAUGCCUUUUCUACAAAAAGUUGUACAGCCUGUCCCAGUGGCCAGAGAGCAGAUGAUGGCCAAACAUGUGUGCCGUGUGCGUUUGGUUAUUCUGGCUUCAACUGUAAUGACUCGGCGUUGUUGGCGUUGGUGGUGGUUGCCGUCGUUUUAGGAGGCAUUUUGCUCAUCUUGGUUUUUGCCCUCAUCACCUUCUGUGUGCUCCAACGGGGAAAGCACACCUCCAUCCACAACAGUCCUUACUCUUCAGAUAACAUCCAGAUGUGGCCGUCCCACAACAUCUCUCCCAUCCCUCGCGCGUCUCUCGGCAACAAUGCUAACACGGACACCUAUGGUACAGAGAUGCCCAUGCCAGAUAAUUUAAAACCCAGCAAUGGGUUGAAGCUAAGAGGAAAGGUGGGCUCCUAUGAUCUCAUGCCGUUAGAAGACAACUUAAAAACGUUUAAAGGCAAAAUCCCUUCACGUUAUUCCUACUUGGUCGAGGGUCAUGAAAACCCUUACUUCAAUACAGAAGACGAGGAAACGACAUCAUCCUGAUUGGAGAAAAGACAAGACGAGACGAGAUGAGCCGAGACGAGGGGACACUGUUUGAUAAGUAGGACACUCGGAGAUGACAAAGUUUCGUCGUUUUUUUUUUUUUAAAGCAAAUACAAAUGACUCUUU
Messenger RNA from Tachysurus fulvidraco (yellow catfish), 4752 nucleotides. Its product is annotated as mucin-2. Gene Ontology annotation, biological process: cell-cell junction assembly. The transcript is spliced from 13 exons. The record is from RefSeq and is a predicted model, not a curated record. The coding region runs from base 154 to 4626 and encodes 1490 amino acids. NCBI's taxonomy places the organism in Eukaryota, Metazoa, Chordata, Actinopteri, Siluriformes, Bagridae.